Paramecium pentaurelia is the source of this 335-nucleotide messenger RNA. The record is from the annotation of a GenBank genome assembly. Lineage: Eukaryota; Ciliophora; Oligohymenophorea; Peniculida; Parameciidae.
CAUGUAUAGAUACAUCUCCGAACUUGGAUUUAGAACACCAGCCAUCAUUAAUUCUCUUAAAAUAUUCAUUAGAGAUUUCAAAGAUGUGCCAUCUGUCUCAGUAACCAAAUUAAAUUCCGAACAAAUCUAUUCUGCUCUUGAGAUCCAUUCUCUACCCUGGAAAACAUCAAGUGACUCCUCAAAGCUAACUAAAGAAUUCAAAUUCAAUUCAUUCAAAGAAACUUUUGCUUUUAUGGGAUCAAUUUCUACUAAUUAUUAGAUUAUCCAAAAUGGACAUAAAAAGAAAAUGUAGUUACUGUAGAGAUGACAACACCAGAAUGCUCAGGUGUUUCUGU